Messenger RNA from Spea bombifrons (plains spadefoot toad), 527 nucleotides. RefSeq names its product chromosome 10 C11orf98 homolog (gene C10H11orf98). NCBI's taxonomy places the organism in Eukaryota, Metazoa, Chordata, Amphibia, Anura, Pelobatidae. The record is from RefSeq and is a predicted model, not a curated record. Bases 58 to 462 code for a protein of 134 amino acids. The transcript has 4 exons.
CGCAGGCGGCGGAAAGAGAGAUCUGGAGCAAAAGCGGAAGUUGAGAUUUAAAGCAGCAUGGCUCCGGGAGGAAAGAUUAAUCGACCGAAGACGGACCUACAGAAGAAUUUGUUUAAGCGGCGGCGUGUUUUAAAGCGUGAGAAAAGCAAGAAGCAUAAAGUGAUUGGAGCUGUGGUGGACAAAGAACUAAUAACAUUAAAUCACCUCCGGAAGAGAUCAUCCAGCACAAGAGCCAACAUCACUCUCUCUGGGAAGAAGAAGAGAAAACUUCUCAAACAGAUACAGCAUCUUCAGAGAGAAAGUGAAAAGAUGGAUGUGGAAUUAGUUGCAAGACCUAACAAGCGGAGCAAUGUAAUGGAACGACAGAGUGGCAGCAGCAAACAAGAAAAUAAACCUGGAAAAAAAGCACAGGACAUUGAGAUGGAAGAUGUAAUUAAUCCUCUUUUGCAGGGAUCUAACUGAUUUAUUCCCCCAUACACCAGUAUCUUGGGCAUUACCAUUGCGUGUUAUUUUUUAUCACACACACA